Eutrema salsugineum is the source of this 1261-nucleotide messenger RNA. RefSeq names its product metacaspase-3. Gene Ontology annotation, biological process: proteolysis. The record is from RefSeq and is a predicted model, not a curated record. The transcript has 5 exons. The coding region runs from base 68 to 1150 and encodes 360 amino acids. NCBI's taxonomy places the organism in Eukaryota, Viridiplantae, Streptophyta, Magnoliopsida, Brassicales, Brassicaceae. Gene Ontology annotation, molecular function: cysteine-type endopeptidase activity.
UCUAUAUAAAACUCAUCACCCGAAUGCAUUUUGAUGUAGCAAAACAAACACAAAAACCUGAUUAAUCAUGGCUAGCCGGAGAGAGGUACGGUGCCGUUGCGGUCGAUGGAUGUGGGUUCAACCGGAGGUCCGUGCCGUUCAAUGCUCAACCUGCCAGACCGUCACGCAGCUCUACUCGGUCGUGGACAUAGCGCGCGGUGCAAACCGCAUGAUUCAGGGGAUUCAACAGCUACGUAGACAACGACAACAACAACAACAACAGAUGAUGGCUCAACCGCCACCACCACCACCGCCACGGCUGCUCGAGCCUCUUCCUUCUCCGUUUGGGAAGAAGAGAGCCGUUUUAUGCGGCGUCAAUUAUAGGGGAAAAAGCUAUAGCUUGAAAGGUUGCAUCAGUGAUGCAAAGUCCAUGAGAUGUUUCUUGGUUCAACAAAUGGGUUUUCCUGUUGACUCUAUUCUCAUGCUCACAGAAGAUGAAGCCAGCACGCAGAGAACACCGACCAAGAGAAACAUUAGAAAGGCGAUGAGAUGGUUAGUUGAAGGAAACAGAGCAAGAGACUCACUCGUGUUCCAUUUCUCUGGUCAUGGAUCUCAGCAGAAGGACUACAAUGGAGACGAGAUGGACGGUCAAGAUGAAGCCUUGUGCCCUUUAGACCAUGAAACAGAAGGUAAAAUCAUCGAUGACGAGGUUAACAAGACACUCGUGAGGCCGCUUGUCCAUGGAGCUAAGCUUCACGCUGUCAUCGACGCCUGUAACAGCGGGACUGUCCUUGAUUUACCCUUCGUUUGCAGGAUGGAGAGGAAUGGUUAUUAUGAAUGGGAAGAUCAUAGAUCAGUGAGGGCUUACAAAGGAACAGAUGGUGGAGCAGCUUUCUGUUUCAGUGCUUGUGAUGAUGAUGAAAGCAGUGGUUACACUCCUGUGUUCACGGGAAAGAACGCAGGAGCCAUGACUUAUAGCUUCAUAAAAGCGGUGAAGACAGCUGGACCGGCACCCACGUACGGACAUCUGCUUAACCUCAUGUGUUCUGCGAUACGCGAGGCCCAGUCUCGCCUCACCUUUGAUGGGGACUACACAACCAGCUCUGAUGCGGAGCCACUGCUAACAUCAUCGGAGGAAUUUGACGUGUACGCGACAAAGUUUAUACUCUGAAUGCUGUACAGAUACAAUUUGCCUAUACGGGAAAUGAUUCAGGAACGUUUUACACAUGUACACACCUACUUAUAAACCGAAAUGUAACUUUUGAUAAAUAAAAGCUAUGAA